AUGCCGUCCAGCAACACAAGCGCUUCUUCGGCGACGGCGAAGACGUCAAGGAGGCCGACGACCGCAGCAUGGGCUCGGCCGCCGCCAUGCAGGCCUUGAAGAUGUUCUCGGGCGGCGGCAGCGGCACCUCUCAGAGCAACAGCCAGAGCGCCUUCAUCGGGCUUGCCAUGGCCGAGGCUAGCAAGCUCUUCGACCAGAAGGCGGCCCAGGGCCAGGUCUCCAGCGGCGCGAGCAAGGAGUCGGCCGUCAUGCAGGCCGGCGAGAUGGCUCUCAAGUUCUAUCUCAAGAGCCAGGGCGGCGGGCAGGCCUCUUCCUCUUCCGGCCUCAUGGGGCUGGCGUCCAAGUUCAUGAAAUAA
Molecule: messenger RNA, 356 nt
Organism: Neoarthrinium moseri
Lineage: Eukaryota; Fungi; Ascomycota; Sordariomycetes; Amphisphaeriales; Apiosporaceae
Exons: 3
Source: RefSeq, a predicted model, not a curated record